GAGAACACAGCAAAGUUUCCUGCAUUUACACAGUGGAUCCUAAUAACCGCAACUUCAGCAUUGCUGCCCGUGUCUGGACAAUACUCUCUUUCAGGAUGCCUCCUGUUUUCCAUGUAAUUAACCUGUUCAGCGCUAUGUUAUCCAUAGUCUCAGUUCUCAGUGAGGAUCCUGGACUUCUGGUGAAUGCAGUAAGGAACAUCGCUGUGGUGUCAGACCGUGUUGUUGUGGCCACAGACUGUACCAGUUGUGAGUCCUGCCUGUACCAGUUUGAUCACACCCUGAGCCAGCAGUUGGCUGCAACUUCAGUUAAUGGAUCUAGAACGGAGUGUCUUGGAAGUGCCCCCCGACAAACAACCACAGGGCAGAAACCUGUGUAUAACAUGCUGUUGCUUGUGUAUAAUGACACUGUGCUCAACUGCUGGGUUAAAGAUAACUGUUUUUGCAAUGAAAGGAAACUGAACCAUUCUGAAAACAUUAUCAGUACUACCCCUAAUCUACUGACCAACAACACAAACCUCUCAGCUGCAGGAAUUGUAUUUACUGCUGACCUAUACACCUAUCUCAUUAUUGCUGCUUUUACAAAAAAUAUCACAGAUCUGCAUCCAAUAUCUAUAAAAACAAGAAUAGAUACAGGAUUUAUAACAGAGGACCGUGGUAGCUAUGUACAAUUAGCUACAGCAGCUGUUUUGCUGUUUGUGGAUGCCUUUUCUUGGGAGAGAAUUUUCUUUUUUCCAUAUUUUUCUCCUGAAGAAGACAAAACCAAAAUAAUAUCUGCAAUGUAUCGGAAAGGACCAAAACUGCAGCUUUUGCACCUUGUUCAUCUUUUUUGUGACAGUGAUAUACAAAGAGGAAAGAUUCUGUCUUCUUUCAAUUUUACAAGAUCAGGAGGACUCUUUUGGGCUGGGAUAUUCAGCAGCCAAAGUCAAGUUAUGAGCCCAGAUAAAACAGCACUCUGCAUUUACAAUCUCACUGACAUGAAACAAGAAAAAACAAACUGUAUUGCAGAAGACUUUUUUGACGCUGAUAACGAUUGUAAUCCUUCUGCACAAAAACCUCACGUGAUUUCUCCAAUAAACCGGGGACCUACUCUGACACAUGGCAACUUGUCUGCUGUUUUCGCAGUAGAAGUGCAGAAUAAAAUGGUUUUCUUCUUGGGAACUGGAGAUGGACAGGUUUUGAAGGUUACCUUGGAUUCAGAGUGGAAUGCAAACUGUCCAGAAAUCUUAUUCCAAUUUGAUAAAGACACUGCAGUGUUCCGAACUAUCAAAGCUGAUCCUGUUAACAGUGCCUAUAUAUAUGUAGCUGCAGAAAAUAAGAUAAAACGGAUUAAGGUUGCUAACUGUGAAGUGUUCAAUACAUAUAAGGAGUGUUUAUCAGCUAAGGAUCCACAUUGCGGAUGGUGUCAUUCUCAGAAAAGGUGUACACUAAAUGCAGAAUGUUACCCAUCAGAUGUUCCAGGUAACUGGAAUGGCAUUUCAGAUGACAGAGGAAAUUAUCUGGAUUUUAAUGUUGUACCUAUAGGUGACAGACAGCUCAGAAUAACAGCUAUGUCAAGUACUGCUAAAAAUACCAUGUGGAACUGCAUGGUGCAAAAUAUGGGCACAAAUGUGACACUUUGCAAUGUUGUGGCAGAGAAAAACUCCAUGAAAUGCUCCUGUCAGUUCUCCACCAAUGGAUUGUCUGAUAAUGACCAACUAGCAAUUGAAUUAACAAAUGGGAAUGGAACAGUUUCAGAUGUCCUUCAGCUUAAAAAGUGUCGCCAGCUGCAAAAUAGAUGCAUGGAGUGCAUACAGAGUGGGUGCUUAUGGUGCACGACAAAUGCUAUGUGUUCAUCUCCCUUGGCCCCGUGUAAAGAAUAUGGAGAGAAGGCAAAUUGCACAACUUUACAUUUAACAACUCCUGCACCACCAAAACCAACAGCUAACCAGGCCAACGUUACUAUUAAAUCUAUAAGCUCAGAUAGGAUACCGUAUGUAGGAAAGAACAUAUCAAUAACUGGUGAAAACUUACGAAGUUUGUCAAGAGUGGUUUUAUUCGGAACCAGCAGCUGUCCUCCACAAAACAUUGAAAUAUCGGAGAUUAUCAAUGACACACAUGCUGUCCUGUCACUUCCAAAAGGUCGCAAAGAAGUCAAGAGUAUUUGUUUUAAUUCUGGGGAAAAUAUCUGUUCUGGAAGAAAAACUAUUAACUAUAUAUCCUUGCCAUCUUGCUCUAACAUAUCACCGAACACAGCAUGGCAAAGGGGUGGUCGCAGUAUUACAAUUACUGGAAAUAAUCUUGAUUUUGUUAAUAGUCUCACUGUAUCAAACACAUUACAUCAAUGGAGGCCUAUCCCCUUACGUCCAGGAAACAUAUCACAAUGCAGUUUCCUUGCUCCACCUUUUGCUGCACCAACGCAGUGGCUGAAUAUCAGCAUGAAAGUGGAAGAUACAUUUAUAUCAUGUGGAAGUCUGAAAUAUCUUGAAAAUCCCAGUUUCACAAGUUUUGCUGUUCUUAAUGAUGUUGACACUGAAAUAGAAUUACGAAUAAAGAAAACAAAGGAUGAUCUAGCUAUUCAGAGACAAGAGAUGCAAAUCCAGAUUUAUUAUUUAAAAAUGAUCUAUGACUGCAUUUUGGAUAAUAUUACCCAAAACCUAGAAGGAAGUACUGUAUUUUGUAAAGCAAAGAAAUAUUCUGCAGUUAAAAUUGAUGUGUCAAAAAUGAAAGUAAAUGUGACUUUGGGGCAUUUUACAACAAUUCUGGAAACCCCAGGUUUUUCUCGCAUGUACAUUCUCCUGCUACUUCUUCUUAUACCUAUUUUGGUUGUAAUCAUUGCUGCGUGUUUGGUGAACAAACGUAAGUCCAAAGAAAUGAGCAACAAACUGAGUGAGCAGCUUGAACAAUUGGAAUGUGAUGUUAUAGAAGAAAUACGUAAUGGAUUUGCUGAAUUACAAAUGGACAAGUUAGAUGUGACAGUGGAAAGUGUGGGUACCAUUCCUUUCCUUGACUACAAACAUUUUGCUCUGAGGACAUUACUUCCAGAGAUGGCGGAGAGCAAAAAUGACUUCACUGAGAAACUUUAUGAAACUAUCCCAUCACCGUUCCGAAACAGAACAGUUGAUGAAAACGAACAUUUGCUCCUUUUGAGGAAACUAUUUGAGAAAAAGCGUUUUCUGGUCCACUUAAUCCACACCCUGGAACAUCAGAGCAAUUUCUCCGUUAAAGACCGGUGUCUUUUUGCAUCAUUCCUGACCAUAAGCUUUCAGAGUAAUCUAUUAUAUCUAACUGAACUCCUUGAGGUUUUGAUAAAAGACCUCAUGGACCAAUCAAGCAACAAACAUCCCAAACUGAUGCUUAGGAGGACAGAAUCUGUUGUGGAGAAGCUACUGACCAACUGGAUGUCUACCUGUCUGUAUGGCUAUCUAAGGGAAUUUUCAGGGGAACCACUGUACCUUCUUGUUUGCAUGCUAAACCAGAGAAUUCACAAAGGGCCGAUUGAUGCAAUUACCUGUAAAGCCCUGUAUACUUUGAAUGAGGACUCACUUCUUUGGCAAAUGAAUGCCAAAUUCAACAGUUUGGACCUGAAUGUGUAUUUUCCAAAUGACAGUGAAGAGAAGGCAACGGAAUCUAUUAAGGUUACUGUUUUGGACUGUGAUACAGUUGGCCAAGCAAAAGAGAAAAUCAAGCAAGCUUUUUUCCAUAAAAAAGGAUAUAACUGGGGGUCUCCACUUCAUGACACUUGUCUAGUGCUUCAUCAUGGUCAAUUACAGAAGCAGCUGUCUGAUAUUGAUGACACCUCUGUAGUUUUGGAAAAUGGCAUCAUAAAACUAAAUACCUUGAAACAUUACAAGAUUGAAGAUGGAGUAACCAUUAAGGUCACCGUACAGAAAAACUGUGAUGUGCAAGAUUUGGAAAAUUCCAGUAAAUACUGUCACCUGGUUUUACCAAGUUCUCAAGGAAUGGAGGAAGUAGAAGGUGAAGAAAGCAAAGGCAAACAUAAAUUUAAAGUAAAAGAGUUAUAUCUGACAAAGCUUCUAUCCACUAAGGUUGCAAUUCAUUCAACUGUAGAAAAGCUGUUCAGGAGCAUUUGGACCAUACCAGCAAACAAGCCACCAAUAGCUGUCAAAUAUUUCUUUGAUUUCCUGGAUUCUCAGGCAGAGAACAAGAAAAUAGCCGACCCAGAUGUGUUGCACAUUUGGAAAACGAAUAGCUUACCUCUUCGUUUCUGGGUGAAUAUCCUGAAGAACCCUCAGUUUGUGUUUGACUUAAAGAAGACAAAUCUUUUGGAAAGCUGCCUGUCAGUCAUUGCACAAGCAUUCAUGGAUAGCUUUUCCAUUUCAGAGCAACAGCUAGGAAAGUCCUCUCCGACCAACAAACUUCUUUAUGCUAAAGAUAUUGCAAUGUUUAAAGAAGAAGUUAAAAAUUAUUAUAAAGGUAUCAGAGAUGCACCCCCUGUAUCUUCAUCAGAACUUAAUGAAUUCCUAACCACGGAAUCAAAGAAACACAAGAAUGAGUUUAAGGAAGAUGUGGCUUUGUUGGAACUGUACAAAUACAUUGAGAGGUAUCACCAAGCGGUCCUGGGUAUGUUGGAGAAAGAGGCUGGAUUUGAAGAUGAGCAAAAGCAGCUCCUGCAUAUUAAAGCAUUAAUGGAAGAUAAAAAGAAGUGCAUGUGGAACUGAGAGAAAAGAGACGAAGAACAGUGUAAUGAACGGAGUGGGUUUGCCUAGGCAAUUAUAUUUUGUCACCACUCAUAAGUGGAAUAUAUGCAUGUUUUCUCCCUAAGUAAAAGACUCUGUACAAAACAGAUAAUAUAUAUAUAUAUAUUUUAGCAAGUGGGACUGUUGUUUCUCGUCUUUCAAUUGCCUGUACUUCUUUUAACCAUAGCACCAGAAUUAUGGUGAGUCCCAACUGCUAUUUAUAAAUAUGUAGAUGAAUGUGGUUCUUUGUGCAAACUGUGUACUAAAUAUGUUUAUAUAUAACUCAAGUAAAAUGACUAGACCUUUUUUUUUUUUUUUAAAUCAGAUACUGUGUGUAUAAAUAAAGUGUACUUUUUUUUAUAAA
Messenger RNA from Xenopus laevis (African clawed frog), 5040 nucleotides. RefSeq names its product plexin C1 L homeolog (gene plxnc1.L). The record is from RefSeq and is a predicted model, not a curated record. NCBI's taxonomy places the organism in Eukaryota, Metazoa, Chordata, Amphibia, Anura, Pipidae. The transcript has 31 exons. Gene Ontology annotation, biological process: regulation of cell shape; positive regulation of axonogenesis; regulation of cell migration. Gene Ontology annotation, cellular component: plasma membrane; semaphorin receptor complex; membrane. Bases 96 to 4658 code for a protein of 1520 amino acids. Gene Ontology annotation, molecular function: semaphorin receptor activity.